This is a messenger RNA of Ostertagia ostertagi, 414 nucleotides long. NCBI's taxonomy places the organism in Eukaryota, Metazoa, Nematoda, Chromadorea, Rhabditida, Trichostrongylidae. The record is from the annotation of a GenBank genome assembly.
AUGCUCAUGGGUAUGAGCGGUAUGUGGAUCUCGACGAUUCUACUGGUAGUUGCCCUAUCAUUGAGCGCUAACGGUCACCAAUGGGCCAGUUAUGGCGCUAUCGUGUUUGUGCUGCUGUUCGUCAUCUCAUUCGCUACUGGACCAGGCUCAAUUCCGUGGUUCUUCGUGUCUGAGAUUUUCGCAUCGAGUGCCCGAGGUAAUGCCAAUUCGAUUGCUGUAAUGGUUAACUGGACGGCUAACUUGAUAGUUGGACUCACAUUCCUUUCCCUAAACAAUGCUCUCGCUCAGUACUCGUUCCUUGUGUUCACUGCUUUCCUCACGUUCUUCAUUAUCUUCACAUGGCGAUUCGUACCAGAGACCAAAGGAAAGAGCGUGGAAGAGAUCACUGCGUCAUUCGAUAGCCGAAAACGUUAA